AUGCCCAGCUCCGGUGAGCUACUGAACUGGAAAUACGAUAACUACCUGGAUUACAAAUCCUACUGGCCUGUUAAUCGGGUUUUGAAGCCUAGUGACAAGGCUGUCCUCGCAAAAUGGCGACAAUUUCAGCAGGCUGUUCACAAAAUCGGUCUUCUGGGCACCUCGGCUCAGGACAGCCCCCUUGCUUUGGUCACUGGGGUUCAGGGCGUUGAGAACCUGCUUACGUGCUAUCGCGCCUAUACAGCUAGCGGAGCACGUGUCUACUUCAUAGUAAGCUUCCAGACGCUCAUCACAUUUGUUAAUCCGAACCUUGUUAUCCAGCAAGCCAGCGGCCAGUAUCAGGUGAUGUUCGACUUGAAAAAUGUUUACACCAGCCGUAAGAAUCCAGGGAAUGUCUAUCUGGAGAAUAACCAGAUACUGUUAGUCAGCGCAUAA
Protopolystoma xenopodis is the source of this 435-nucleotide messenger RNA. The record is from the annotation of a GenBank genome assembly. NCBI's taxonomy places the organism in Eukaryota, Metazoa, Platyhelminthes, Monogenea, Polystomatidea, Polystomatidae.